UCAGGGUCAAGAAGAUGGAGAUAUAGUUGUGGGUUUCUCUCUGAAGAGUCUUCUGAGAUAAUGUUUUCUAUUCUGAAAUGGAAAUGCUCAUGGUCUAUGAUAUCGGCGGUUGCUUCUAUUGUGGGAUUGGUUUCACUAAUGUUGGAUUCAAAAGUUCAUCUCCUCUUCUUUCCAUUAGUUCCUUCUUUCGAGUACUUUAGUCAAACUCAUAACUCUUGUGUCCCAAUCAAUGCUUCCACUGAAGCAAUUACAGAUCAUUUUAGGGGAAAUUUAGAACCUCCUAUUGACUUAGAAAAUCAUUUUCCAGCUGACUUGCACAAGGUAGUUGUUUUUUGUGGAGCACCAUGGAAGGCAGAGAUUGGCCGGUGGCUUGCUGGUUGUGGCUCAAUUUCUAAUAAAGUCAACAUUGUGGAGUUAAUAGGUGGGAGUGGCUGCAAAAAUGACUGCAGUGGUCGAGGUUUUUGUAAUUGUGAAUUGGGACAAUGUCGGUGCUUUCAUGGAUAUAGUGGUCAGUAUAAUUUCAUCUUCUUUCUUUCGGUGUAAUUAAAUUAAUACAAAACUUCAAAUAAUUAGGAGCAAUCAGAAGUGGGUAUGAUGCCCAAUUAGUCAUCUCUGGAAACAAACUGAGUUUAUACCAUAAUGGUAUUAGUUUCUGCUAUGUACUUUUAUAAACAGCCAACUAAUAUGUCAGCUACUCGCCAAUCUUUCUAGCUUCUCCUUGGUUAU
Rosa rugosa (rugosa rose) is the source of this 726-nucleotide messenger RNA. RefSeq lists its product as uncharacterized. NCBI's taxonomy places the organism in Eukaryota, Viridiplantae, Streptophyta, Magnoliopsida, Rosales, Rosaceae. The record is from RefSeq and is a predicted model, not a curated record. The transcript is spliced from 2 exons. The coding region runs from base 61 to 543 and encodes 160 amino acids.